AGCGAUUCGAAACACUGCCGACAUUACCAACCACACACCACAAAUCAGUGCAUAAAUCAUCUGUAACUAAAAUUUAUCAAGUGUGAGGUUAGUUAUGUGAUAUAAAUAAUUUUUUUUCUCAUUAUUUGCUAUGGCAUAUCGUCUCAUUAGCACCAGUAAAAAGUUAGAAAAAUUGCUAUUUAGAAACCUCAAACAAUGCAACGUUAGUGUAAGCAAAAAUAAUUCAACAUUUAAAGCCGUAUUAAACCAAUGGAGACUCUUCUGCGAGAAACCGCCUAAAGGUUUUGAGAAAUAUUUUGAGCCGGGAUCCAAACAGAAAGCAAAAGAUGCAAAAACAGAACCUCCGAAGGAGGCUAAAGAGAGCAAAGAAACCAAAGGAAAAGAAGCGAAGGAGGAGCAGCCUAAGCCGCCCCCGAAGACAAGCCAAUCUGGUAGCUCCAAACCCUACGACCAGUGGUCCUUCGGGCUAUUUGGAGGCACCGGGAGCAGUAGGGGUAGUGGAGGGAAGCCCUUUGGGGACGGCGACAGAGACAAGUGGUACAUUUUGGGAGCAGGAGCGGCCAUCGCAUUUCUUGCCACUAUAACAUUAUGGGAGAUGGGCUAUAAAGAAAUCGGUUGGAAAGAAUUCGUACAUAGCUAUUUGUCAAGAGGUAUUGUAGAAAAAUUAGAAGUUGUUAAUAAAAAAUGGGUUAGAGUGAGACUUCUCCCCGGAAAUACCGUGGAUGGUGCUAAUUUUGUUUGGUUUAAUAUUGGUAGUGUUGAUUCAUUUGAACGUAAUUUAGAAAAUGCACAAAUAGAAAUGAAUGUUGAGCCUCCUAAUUUUGUACCCGUUAUCUACAAGACUGAAGUUGAGGCUGCUAGUUUAUCGGGUAUUUUACCGACGCUGCUUGUAAUUGGAUUCCUUAUUUACAUGAUGAGACGAUCUGCCGAGAUGAUGGGUGGAGGAAAGAGGCGCCGUGGAGGUGGCCUUUUUGGAGGUGUAAUGGAAAGCACAGCCAAACUUAUAAAUUCUAAUGAAAUUGGAGUGAGGUUCAAGGAUGUGGCUGGAUGUGAAGAAGCUAAAAUUGAAAUUAUGGAGUUUGUAAAUUUUUUGAAAAACCCUCAACAGUAUAUUGAUCUUGGGGCAAAAAUUCCGAAGGGAGCGAUGUUGACAGGCCCCCCCGGUACCGGAAAAACCCUCCUCGCCAAGGCAACAGCCGGCGAAGCCAACGUACCCUUCAUCACAGUCUCCGGUUCGGAAUUUCUUGAGAUGUUCGUCGGCGUGGGUCCCUCCAGAGUCCGCGAUCUCUUCUCAAUGGCCCGAAAACAUGCACCUUGCAUUCUCUUUAUCGACGAAAUCGAUGCGGUUGGACGUAAAAGAGGGGGGCGGAGUUUCGGCGGUCAUUCCGAGCAGGAGAACACCCUGAAUCAGCUUUUGGUGGAGAUGGACGGCUUUAACACCACCACUAAUGUUGUAGUGUUGGCGGCCACUAAUAGAGUGGACAUUUUAGAUAAAGCUUUACUCAGACCGGGACGAUUCGAUAGACAAAUAUUCGUCCCGGCACCUGAUAUUAAAGGACGUGCCAGUAUUUUUAAAGUACAUUUGGGGCCUUUGAAGACGCAGUUGGACAAGAACGACCUGGCUAGGAAGAUGGCCGCUCUUACUCCUGGAUUCACAGGUGCUGACAUAGCAAAUGUUUGCAACGAAGCGGCUCUGAUAGCAGCCCGCGAUUUGAACGAUUCAAUAAACAUGAAAAACUUCGAGCAAGCCAUCGAGCGAGUGGUCGCCGGUAUGGAGAAGAAAACGAACGUGUUGUCGCCAGAAGAGAAGAAAACGGUGGCGUACCAUGAAGCCGGACACGCAGUAGCCGGGUGGUUCCUCCAAUACGCCGAUCCUUUACUCAAAGUUUCUAUAAUCCCACGUGGUAAAGGCCUGGGCUACGCCCAAUACUUACCCAAAGACCAGUAUUUGUACACUAAGGAGCAACUUUUCGACCGAAUGUGCAUGACCUUAGGUGGGCGUGUUUCAGAAGAACUUUUCUUUAAGAGAAUUACGACGGGCGCUCAGGAUGACCUUAAGAAGGUCACGCAGAGUGCGUACGCGCAGGUGGUACACUACGGUAUGAACGACAAAGUCGGGAAUGUGAGUUUCGAUAUGCCCAGAGAGGGAGAAAUGAUGCUGGAGAAGCCUUACUCAGAGAGCACAGCUCAGAUGAUCGACGUUGAAGUGAGAAAUCUUAUAACGAAAGCUCAUGUAAGAACGACACAGUUGUUGACUGAGCAUAAAGACAAAGUUGCGAAGGUUGCCGAGAGGUUGUUGAAGAAGGAGAUCAUCAGUAGGGAGGAUAUGAUAGAGUUGUUGGGGAAGAGGCCGUUCCCGGAGAAGUCCACGUAUGAAGAGUUCGUCGAAGGGACGGGAUCUAUCGAAGAGGACACGUCGUUACCUGAAGGGUUGAAGGAGUGGAAUAAGGAGAGGACAACGGAGGAACAACCUCAGAAGUCGCCCGUGUAAUUUUUUCUGUGGUAGUUGAUCGAUUUUAAUUGACCGAUUAAGGACUUUUUUCGAAGUUAAUCCCAGUUGCUGAUGGAAGUAUAAUAUUAAUAAAUAUAUUUAAUACGGUCGAA
Zophobas morio is the source of this 2604-nucleotide messenger RNA. RefSeq names its product AFG3-like protein 2 (gene Afg3l2). Gene Ontology annotation, molecular function: ATP-dependent peptidase activity; zinc ion binding; metalloendopeptidase activity. NCBI's taxonomy places the organism in Eukaryota, Metazoa, Arthropoda, Insecta, Coleoptera, Tenebrionidae. Gene Ontology annotation, biological process: mitochondrial protein processing. Gene Ontology annotation, cellular component: m-AAA complex; membrane. The coding region runs from base 131 to 2491 and encodes 786 amino acids. The transcript has 7 exons. The record is from RefSeq and is a predicted model, not a curated record.